UACCUUGAAGAGAGUGAGAGUUGUAACUUCUCUGUUCUCUCCGUUUAGUUUGGGAAGCUCUCUCUCUCUCUGGCACUCCAUUCCGCUUCUCUCAACGCAGAGCUUCAUCGCGCUGACGGGAGGAGUUCACCCAAAGUCUCCACAGACAGAACCAACAGUCAGAGUUACAAUGGGCCGGGAGAAUGGAGUAUGAAAUAGAUUUUCAUAAACACUUUGCCUGGAUGAAGAAGGUGAACCCGCGGUCGCCUGCCAGUAAGGAGACCUACCAGGAGCGCUUGUUACGCUUGGAGGGAGACAAGGAGUCCCUCGUCCUACAGGUGAGCGUGCUCACGGACCAGGUGGAAGCUCAAGGCGUGAAGAUCAGUGAUCUGGAGAACUGCUUGGAGGAACACCAGCUCAAACUGAACUCUACUGAAGAGAUGCUGCAACAGGAGCUUCACAGGAGAACUUCCUUGGAGAGCCAGAAACUGGAGCUGCUGGGCCAGGUGUCCUACCUGAAGAUCCAGCUGUCCGACAUGGACAGCAGACACACCCAGGGAGUAGAGAGACAGCACAAAGCUGAGGUAAGGGACAUGGACAGCAGACACACCCAGGGAGUAGAGAGACAGCACAAAGCUGAGGUAAGGGACAUGGACAGUAGACACACCCAGGGAGUAGAGAGACAGCACAAAGCUGAGGUAAGGGACAUGGACAGCAGACACACCCAGGGAGUAGAGAGACAGCACAAAGCUGAGGUAAGGGACAUGGACAGCAGACACACCCAGGGAGUAGAGAGACAGCACAAAGCUGAGGUAAGGGACAUGGACAGCAGACACACCCAGGGAGUAGAGAGACAGCACAAAGCUGAGGUAAGGGACAUGGACAGCAGACACACCCAGGGAGUAGAGAGACAGCACAAAGCUGAGGUAAGGGACAUGGACAGCAGACACACCCAGGGAGUAGAGAGACAGCACAAAGCUGAGGUAAGGGACAUGGACAGUAGACACAGCCAGGGAGUAGAGAGACAGCACAAAGCUGAGGUAAGGGACAUGGACAGCAGACACACCCAGGGAGUAGAGAGACAGCACAAAGCUGAGAGUGUGGUGAACCUCAUUAGCGAACUGCAGGAGCAGAUGUGUAGAAUUCAGCAGGAGAUCCAGUUCAGGAUCCAGGAGAAACACACCCAGGAGCUCCAGGCCCACACUGGGCCCACGGAGGCCUCAACCCCAGACCAGGGGCUCGCCUGGGACAGUAGCCCAGAGGAGGGCCAUGUCAGCGGGCUGCAGGAGGCUCCAGACAGGCCGGAUGUGUCGUCAGGCCUGGGCCAGGGUAGCUCAGAGGCCGGGGAGCAGGGCCACAGUGGAGGAGAGAGAGUGCUAUGUCAGGAGCUGAGGACCCUGAAGGAGAAGGUAGAGGUGUUGGAGGAACAGAAGCACCUGUAUGAGAGGAGACUGAAGACAACCAAGGCCCAGAUCGUGGACCUCCAGCAGCUUCUGCUCAGUAAGAAUGCAGAGAUCGACAGUCUUCACAGCCAACUGUUGUCCCGCCCCUCCCUGGUCACCGAGGGCUGGGAGAGAGAGGAGAUGUACAGGAGAAGGCUGAACAACAAACACCAGGAACUUCAGAGGCUUAGAACUGGCAUGGAGUCCUUGCUAGCUGCCAACGAUGAAAAGGAUCGCAGGAUCGAGGAACUGACCCUCCUGUUGAGCCAGCGUCAACAGUUCAGAGAGAUCUCCACGUCCAGGCAUGCCCCGCCUCCGGCCUCGCCCCCUGCUAUCCCUGUGUCCAAUCAGAGGACGCCGUCCAGCAGCAGUGAGGAGGAGGAGCAGGGCGCCAUGACGACGGCUCUGUCCACCGACUCCCCGUCCAGCAGCCUGAAGUCUGAGUCCCAGCUGUCCUCCAGCAGCUCCUCCCCACAGCUGCGGUCCUCGCUCUCCCCUCACAAAGACCCCCGCUCCAGGCCACAGCCCCUGCUUCUCUCCAGCAGCAUGAACGACCUGCAGAAUGGACCCUCUCAGAAGACCCAGCAGGUGGAGGGCAGGUGUUCCACGUUGCCUGUGAAGGUGUCACUCACCGAGCACAACGGAGACACCAGCGAGGCCAGCGAGGCCAGCGAGGCCAGCGAGGCCAGCGAGGCCAGGGAGGCCAGGGAUACUGCAGACAGCACAGAGGCCAGAGAGGUUGGGGAUACUGCAGACAGCACAGAGGCCAGAGAGGUUGGGGAUACCAUCGACGCUCAGAGCCAGAGAUCUCCAGCUACGAGUGAGGAUGGAGACUCCAUCCAGAGAAAGACUGAGAAGACAGGAAGUGUCCCGCCCUCUGACUCCUCCCCCCAGUCCUCGGGGGCGGAGUCAGGCCAGCGGUUGGUGGGCUCUCCGGAACACCUGAAGAACAACAGGAGCAUCAGGAAGCUGUGGGGGAAGCUGAGGAGGACCCAGUCGGGGGGGCUCCAGUCGGGGGGGCUCCAGUCGGGGGGGCUCCAGUCGGGGGGGCUCCAGUCAGUGGACCAGGACCAGAGCCAGUUCAGAAGGGGGGGUCUGCGGGCCACGGCAGGGCCCAGGCUGACGAGGAGCCCAGGAUCUACCAGAGCAGUACGUGAUGUCAACACUCCGUUCUGCCAGUGGAGCAGAGAGCAGGUGUGCGGCUGGCUGGAGGACUGUGGCCUGGGCCAGUACGUCAACCUGACCAGGCAGUGGGUGGAGAACGGCCAGACACUGCUGUCUGCGACGCCCCAGGACUUUGAGAAGGAGAUGGGAAUGAAGCAUGCCCUCCACAGGAAAAAGCUGCAGCUGGCUUUGACCUCCCUCAGCAGCAGGGUGGUGGAGAAGUCCUCCGAGCUGGACUACAUCUGGGUCACACGCUGGUUGGAUGACAUUGGGCUCCCUCAGUACAAAGACCAGUUCCACGAGGGCAGAGUGGAUGGAAGGAUGAUCCAGUAUCUCACUGUGAACGACCUCUUGACCCUAAAGGUCACUAGUCAGCUCCACCACCUCAGCAUCAAGUGUGCCAUUCACGUCCUCCACGUCAACAAGUUCAACCCCCACUGCCUCCGCCGCAGGCCUGGGGAGGAGAAGCAGCCCUCUCCCUCGGAGGUGGUGCAGUGGUCCAACCACCGGGUGAUGGAGUGGCUGCGGGCAGUGGAGCUGGCGGAGUACGCCCCCAACCUGAGGGGCAGCGGGGUACACGGGGGGCUCAUCAUUCUGGAGCCUCGUUUCAGCUCAGAGACCCUGGCCCUUCUCCUCAACAUCCCUCCUCAGAAGACGCUGCUCCGUCGCCACCUGGCCUCGGCCUUCUCCCUCCUGGUGGGGCCCCAAGCCUCCCUGGAGAAGAGGGAGUAUGCCAACGCCACCGGCCACGUGCCCCUCACCACCACCGCCAAAGUCAAGCCCAAGAAGCUGGGCUUCAACCACUUCAGCCACCUGAGGAAGAGGAGACCUGACGAGACAGAGGACUACAUCUGUCCCAUAGACACAGGAGCACUUGUUGUCUCUAACGGGGUCUCCCCACGGCCAUACACAGGCCUUAGGGGCCUCAGCCCCAUCCUGGACCGGGACACAGAUGUGAGACAGGAGCAGGUGGGGACUAAGACUUGAAACUGACCCUCCUUCCAACCAAUGACUGCCAAGCUCACAGCUUCCUAACCCUACCCCCCACCCCGACAUGCCAGUGCAAAACACGUGCACCACUGAUUACUCCCUGAAUCGAGGUGCUGAAUUUGCGAUUCACGGGAGAAUCAAACGUGUAGAUUUCGCCUUUCGAUGCUCUCAAACAGUGAUUUGCUGGAAGCGCUGUAAUGAUGAUGAGAGCUGGUCAUUGGUUACUUGCUUCAUCCUUGAUCCAUCUGAUUGCGUCGACAUGGUGAUUUACCUGAAACGAGCUCUAACAGUUUAUUUUUGAAGGUCGCUCUCUGCAUUCCUCCUGAAAUGGGACGAUGAACUCACUCUGCUUAAGAUUCUUCCAGUAGCACUUUCCCACCCCAACCUGUCCCUCCCCCUAGUGUUCCUGAUGUUAACCUCCCCCAAACCUCCCCCCAGUGUUCCUGAUGUUAACCUCCCCCAAACCU
Messenger RNA from Hypomesus transpacificus, 4042 nucleotides. It is a transcript of the gene ppfibp2a, whose product is annotated as PPFIA binding protein 2a. Bases 183 to 3572 code for a protein of 1129 amino acids. The transcript has 24 exons. Gene Ontology annotation, biological process: neuromuscular junction development. NCBI's taxonomy places the organism in Eukaryota, Metazoa, Chordata, Actinopteri, Osmeriformes, Osmeridae. Gene Ontology annotation, cellular component: presynaptic active zone. Gene Ontology annotation, molecular function: protein binding. The record is from RefSeq and is a predicted model, not a curated record.